AUGCCGCCCCCCUCCUCCGCGGAACGCCUCGUCGCCCACUGGGUCGCUGAUGCCCUCGCUGCCGAUGAGGACAUCGAUUUCUCCGUAAUAAAGAGUAAGCUACAAGCCUUGAUCGCGUGUGUCGCGCACUCGGUUCUCCUUCACUCCUUCGUUCUCUCACCUAGGGUUCCUGAUGCUCCGCCAGCGCUGGUGGACCUCUCGCCUGAGUACCUCAUCGGCGCCCCAGAUUCCGUGCGGGAGCGGGUGGCGCUCCGGGGCCUCGAGGAGCAUGCAACCUUCGCCGACGCCGCCGAAGGUGGUGCUGCGGUGGCGCCACCUCCGUCGAAGAUUCUUAGGGUUGACGCCGUCCGCUCUUGCGAGGACUUGCUGGUUGAGCUCACCGAGCAGGUUGGAAGCUCUGGAAUUCGGGAUAUAAUUCUGCCUUUUAGACAAGAUAUUCAAAACUUUAUUUGUAUCAAGAAAUCUACACUACCAGAAUCUUCUUUGGAAUUGCUCAGAGAAGUGGACCCAGAGAUCCAAUCUAUGGCUGCACCAUCAUCAGUGGAGCAGAAUGGUAUCAAGAAACACGACAAUCAUCAAUCCUUAUGCAAUGUCCACCAUCUUAACUCAAAUAUUGAUACACCUAGGCCCCCUAUUGCCAGUACUGAGCUUCAGCCUGGGAAUUUAACAAAUUUAGUCAACAACCUUGAAAAAGGUAAUUUCAAGCAGUGUCCAAUCGAAUCAACUGUUGAUCUUGAUAAGCCACUUGAAACAGACAGAAGGUUCUACAAUCAACCAUGGGAAUAUGCUAUAAAUGCUGCUAGUGUUGGCACAAGGGCUUCAGAAAAGGAUCCUUCUAAUGUGGACAGUAACAUGUCAGGUUCUUCUACUAGCGGCAAUGCGACUUUGCAGGGAAACAUUGCAGAACCCUUAUCAAAGAAGAGUAUGGUAGAUGAAACCACUGUGGUUCAAGCACAACCUUGUAAAGGAAAAUCACCAAAUCCACCAGAUUAUAAUAAUGUGAUAAAGAGACCAAAUGAUGAUGGUAUCAGUUAUCAAUCAUCGAAGGAUCCCAGACAUGAAAGCAAAACCUUGCAGGCUACGAUGACUCCAGCUUUUGACAGAAGCAAUGAUGUUUUACCAACCAAUACACCUGAAGCGAGCGACUUCCCUGAGCCUAUUGCUACAGAGGAUACAACAAUGGUUCAACAGCUGCAUAGCUGCAAAACUCACCUCAAUCAUCUGCAGCAUGACAGUGGUCAGAAGGUAAACCAAGACCUGGAUGGCACCGUCAGCAUUCAGCCUGUUGAAAAGUAUUCCAUUCAUGAGGAAUCAACUCUGCGGGCUACUAGCGUUAUACCCUCUGUAAGCUGCAAUGGUGCUAUGCAAGAAGACAGAUCUAAAACCAACUAUCCAUCAGGCAAUAGUACUGAGCAUCCUGCAAUUUUUGAAGAGCAGAACUGUGACAAGUCUCAACUGGAAGUUAGUUGUGCCGACAAAAACAAACACACUCUGCAUGAUGAUGCCACCAUGUUGGGAAAAAACAAGGUCGUCUGUGGUGGUCUGAAUGUGCAUGGUGCUCCAGAGUCUCAUAGCUGCAAUCUAACCUUGCAUGAUAAGGUUUCAGAAGCCCACAGUUUAUCUGAUCAGAACAUUGGAAAGAGCACAAAUGACAUCCAGAAACGUAGUUGCAAUAUAUCUGUUUCAGUCUCUUGUCAGGAUGGAUACAGAAAAACAGCAAAACAAGAUUCAAACAAGCAAACCAUUGGGAAAACUGCGGCAGAAACAUCACAUGCACAUUCCUCAGAUGAUAGUAUCAGUGGAUUUGCUGCUGCUUGUCUGCUGUCAAUGAGUGGCAAAAUUCCACUAUGCAGCCAGGAUCAAGAAGCCAAUGAUUCCCUCAGGGUCUCACCAGAACAAGAUUUAUGCAGAAAAUGUGGAAAAGGUGGCCAGCUGCUUCAAUGUAGCAGCUGCUUGUUAUCUGCUCAUGACAGCUGUUUUGGUUCAUCAUUGACAUUUGAAGACCCUGGACAGUUAUAUUGCCCAGUAUGCAUCUGUGCUAAAGCCACUGAAGAAUACAAAAAAGCAAAGAAAACAUAUAUUGAAGCUAGGAAGAACCUAGCUGCUUUCCUUGGUGCAGAGCAAUUGCUCAAGCAACACGAGCAGCAAACUAGACUGCUUCCAAGAGCCGUCUACAGCGAGGGCCAAUUGAAUGGACAUAAUAACUCAUCAAAAAAGCAAACUAGCGUCAGUGAAACCACAGUUGAUGACCUUGCUCAUCAGGGUGAAGAGUCUAAUCGGCGGCGGAAGAAACAGAAAAUAAAUGUUACAAGUGAUGCUUGUAAUGAGGUAGUCAUUGAAAAGGCAUCUUCAGUUGGGAAUUCUGAUGUGGCACCCAUGAAUGCUUCUGUGCUCCAGAACAAAAACAAUCAACUUCAGGAUGCAGAACAAGACCAUGUGGAAAACGCAGAGGCUCAUGAGGGAAGUUCAUCUCAGAACAGAUGCAGUCCUGCUGCAAAUCCGGAAGUUGAGACUGACAAAGAGGAUGGCCCCACACAUUCUCAUCACCAGUCUAAAGACUCUGAUGAAAUAGAAUUUACAUCUUCAAGUGACUCUGGCAAGCCAUCAUCACCCCCUUGGCGUACCAUUAAGCAUCACAGAGCAAGACUACAAGAGAGGGAAGCAACAGUAUCAAGUAAUUCUACAAAAGCGUUUGGGCAGAAGGAUCAAAAAGAGCCUUUACCAUCAAGGAAACGGAAUUAUGCAUACCCACCCAAGCGUUAUUCCAAUCCUGCUGUGCCGACUGGAAGGCGAUCCAAGCUUUGUUGGACAGUAAAGGAAGAAGCAGCUCUAAGGGAAGCAAUGAAAAUAUUCACCCCACGGGACAACGGGCCUAUUCCAUGGGUUCAGAUACUGGAGCACGGCAGAGACGUAUUUCACAGGACACGUCUCCCAAGUGAUCUGAGGGUCAAGUGGAGGAACAUGAAAAAUAGAGGAGACGUGUGA
Miscanthus lutarioriparius is the source of this 2985-nucleotide messenger RNA. The record is from the annotation of a GenBank genome assembly. NCBI's taxonomy places the organism in Eukaryota, Viridiplantae, Streptophyta, Magnoliopsida, Poales, Poaceae.